Molecule: messenger RNA, 2377 nt
Organism: Pimephales promelas (fathead minnow)
Lineage: Eukaryota; Metazoa; Chordata; Actinopteri; Cypriniformes; Leuciscidae
Gene: cebpg
Product: CCAAT enhancer binding protein gamma
Biological process (GO): DNA-templated transcription; regulation of transcription by RNA polymerase II
Molecular function (GO): RNA polymerase II cis-regulatory region sequence-specific DNA binding; DNA-binding transcription factor activity, RNA polymerase II-specific
Source: RefSeq, a predicted model, not a curated record
UACAUGGUCACAAGAUUUCGCAAUACUCCCAAGCGCCGCUUUACCAAACAAUAACACCUCAACCUGUGCUUAUUUUUCAGUGAACAAAGAGGACAUUAUUCUUUAUUAACUCAAGUGGGUGACUUGUAAGCCUGGAACGUUUUCAAGGCACACGGCUGCAUUUUGUGGCAUCCAGGUUCACACAAUACCAGCAAACACCAACCCCAGCUCUGCGAAGCCCGACAGCAUAGGUCGGAGAGGCUAAGAGAAAGACAGUGGAAGUGGAUCCAAAUGAACAAGCAGUUGCAACAGAAGAUAUCCAGCACAGAUCAGAACGGUGUCAGUGUUAUACAGAAUCAGCCUCAUAAUAGUGCAUUUAACCCCGCAGGAGCUGCAGGACUACAGCAGGUUCCUCAAUUAGUUCCAGUGAGUCCCGGAGGUGGGGGAAAGGCUACACCACCCAGCAAGAUGAAAAAGAAUAGUAUGGAUAAAGAUAGCGACGAGUACCGCCAACGGAGAGAACGCAACAACCUGGCUGUAAAGAAGAGCCGCAUGCGCAGCAAGCAAAAGGCACAAGACACCCAACAGCGCGUCAAUGAGCUGAAGGAGGAGAACGAGAGACUGGAGGCCAAAAUCAAAUUGCUUAGCAAAGAACUGAGUGUGCUCAAAGACCUGUUUCUAGAGCAUGCUCACAAUCUCGCAGACAACCCUGCUUCUGGUGGAGGCCCUGGAGACAUCUGCAACAAUAACAACAACAACAACAACAACAGCAGUAAUGGCAGCCAGUGAGGGCCUUAUAUUGGUUUGCAGUGUGCUAUGCUGUGCGCUGUGUGGAGGCUUUCUAGGCAAAUCAUUUUACUUAAUCGUAUUAUGCUUUCUUCCCCUUCUGGUCCUGGAAUGUGUACUGUCCGCAGUGCUUAACUUGUUAACUUCUGUUUGUACACUCAAAUUCAGUUUCUUUUUCACUCGUAUUGUAUCUUUUGCAGAAUGUUAUGACAUUAUGGCCAUAGCAACUGCAGAAAGUCCAAACCACACUCUGAUUUGAUGUGCUGGAGAUAAUUUUUAUAACUACCUUUCAAUUGCAAAGCACCAUGUUUCAGUGUCUUGAAACUUUGCAAUAUCUUAGAGGACUGUGAAAGCUCCUCGGUAGACAAUUUUGAAAUCCGGUCAAAGCUGGUCACAAAGAGUUGACUGUAAAUAAUAGUAAAUGUGUUCAAUCACUCCAUUCUAAUGUCUGACAAUACGAUAGGAUUCAAUUGGAAUUAGGGCUAGCAAAAAUUUGAUGAAGUAAGGACAUCUCCAAAUGCAAAGAGUAGCUGUUUUGUAUUCCUGCUUUUUUACCUGUCAGCUUGGAUUGAUUCAAACUCUUUACUUGUUGACCAUGUCUUACACUGUUGUAUCUAUGGUAACAGACUGUAGACAGACAAAACAUAUUGCAUCAGACUCCAGACAGUAUCUGCAUUACCAGUAGUCCUUAAAUCCCUACAGUUAAGCCUCCAAUUCUGACAAGGGUGGAGAAGGAAAGAUAGAGUAGAAUAUUAGCUCUAGCCUGUAUGUUAGGAUGUUGGUAGCUAAAUUAACACAAACUUAUUUCAUAACAGCAACUUUUGUGUCUGUGUAAAUACUGUGGAUGAUGCAGCAGAUAAGAUAGGAUUUGGAAUGACUGGUGCUGAAAAUUUCAAGUCAUCAAUCACCUGACAUGCCCCAUAUUUAUUUAUAUUGAAAAGUAACUUAUCCGAAGAAGCUUUUUAUCUGACUACAUCAAAUAUUUGCUAUUUUGUUUCCCUGACCAGUCUCAGAGAAAUAUGUUUGACUGUACAUAUGCAGCAGGUGUUACUAAAAGUUAAUGGAAUAGCCACGUGACAGUUGCCCUCAUUGAUUCUCAUAGAGCUGUGUGUUCUUGGAGUCGCUGUAGAUAUACUUUUGUACCUCAGGCUAUAUGUCAUAGCCUCACCAGACAGCCUUUAUGAUGUUUAAGAGAAGAGUAAAAAGGGGAGGAUAAGAAAAGACAAGGCAAUCUCGUUAAGAUGUCUGAAGCAUCUUUAAUUAACGUAUAUUUUCAUUUUCUAUACCUGAAGUUUUAAACAUUUAAACAAAAAAAAAAAAAGAAAGCAUGAAAGGCUAUGCAUGAUUAGAACCAUUUAAACAACUAAUUACAAAUGAUGCUCUAUAGAGGAAUACCGAAUCGGCGACUGCAUACUUUUGUAUUGUUGUAUCAGGUUGGGCUAAAAUAAAGCUAUUGUGUAAAACUUCUUAAAAAUGAGACUAAAGUCAAUAUUUCAUGAAUAUUUGAUUGGCAUAUUUUGCUUAAGUAUGAGGGUUGCUGGGCAACUUGCUUUUUUACAUAAUGUGUACUGGGUUUUUGUGCAUUGUAAAUUAAAAUUGAAUACAAAAUACA